Hevea brasiliensis (rubber tree) is the source of this 2942-nucleotide messenger RNA. Its product is annotated as G-type lectin S-receptor-like serine/threonine-protein kinase SD2-5. The transcript is spliced from 2 exons. The record is from RefSeq and is a predicted model, not a curated record. NCBI's taxonomy places the organism in Eukaryota, Viridiplantae, Streptophyta, Magnoliopsida, Malpighiales, Euphorbiaceae. Gene Ontology annotation, biological process: protein phosphorylation. Gene Ontology annotation, molecular function: ATP binding; protein serine/threonine kinase activity. The coding region runs from base 272 to 2668 and encodes 798 amino acids.
UUUGAGAUACAUAUAUUUAUAUCUAAAUUCAUAAUAGGAUGGACUCUUUAGAAUCCAAGACUACGACAACAAAAGAGGCGGCCCCGCAUGUAAUUGGAAUCAUCAAAGAAAUUUCCCAUAGGAAAAUGAGGGCAAGAUGAUGCUGAUGACCCUUUACUUGAAGUCAAUUGCAAUUGCAAUAACAAUAUUAGAACUUCAACUUACCUCUUUACAUUAUUAGUUUUCUAAUUUAUUUGAGCCUCCCUAGCCAGCUACUGUCCUGUCUUCUUUAAUGGGCAUUUCCUUGACUCAAUCCUUACUCCUUUGCUUUCUUCUUCUUCAUUAUGUUCACUUACCAAGUGCUGAAACUUUCCGUUACCCAACGGCGAGCCUCUCUACUUCAUGGACAAAUAGCCCCUCUCUUGACGGUUCUGUACAUUUCUCAGAUGGAUCAAUGGUGAUACCCAUCCUUGUCAGGGCAAGAUUGGGUCCAAGCUUCGCUUGCGGUUUCUUCUGCAAUGGAACCUGUGACUCUUAUCUCUUUGCCAUUUUCAUUGUUCAAACCGGUGGUGCAUAUAUAACCUCUAUGAGUAUUGUUUUUCCUCAGGUAGUUUGGUCUGCCAAUAGAAACAAUCCUGUUAGAAUCAAUUCUACCUUGCAGCUCACAUCAGAUGGAGAUUUUAUCUUAAAAGAUUCUGAUGGAUUUAUAGCUUGGUCCACGAAUACUGCUGGCAAGUCUGUUGCAGGCUUAAACUUGACUGAUAUGGGCAAUCUUGUGCUUUUUGAUCAUAAUAAUGCUACAGUUUGGCAAUCUUUUGAUUACCCAACUGAUUCUUUGGUUCCAGGUCAAAAGUUGGUGGCAGGGCAGAAACUUAUUCCCAGUAUUUCUGAUACAAAUUGGACUGAACUAAAUUUGCUUUCAAUCUCUGUCACUGAUGAACGAGCAGUUGCUUCGUUAGAGUCUAGUCCACCUCAAGUCUAUUAUGAAUUCAAAUUUUAUGGCAGAAAAAAGAAUAGGGAACAAACCUAUGUCAUCCUUCAGAAUGGAAGCUUUGCUUUGUUCGCCAAUUCUUCUAAGCCAAGUCAGCCAGAUGUAUACAGAUCCAUUCCCGAAGCCUUAUCAGUACAGUAUAUUAGAUUUUGUCCUGACGGACAUUUGAGAGUUUACGAAAUGGACACAGAUGGGUGGAAACAAGUUGCAGAUCUGCUUUCAACUCCGAAUGAAUGUUUCUACCCUAUAGUUUGCGGGAACUAUGGAAUUUGCUCCAAUGGGCAGUGCCGUUCUCCUUCAACAACUUAUUUCAAGCAAAUAAAUGAUACGCAGCCUAAUCUUGGGUUUUCUGAAACUACUCCCUUGUCUUGUGAAGAUUCUCUAAAUCACAGUUUUAUAGAGCUAAACGAUACAACAUAUUCCCCCCUUCUCAGUGAUCUUAAAAAUGUGGAUUUGGAUCCAUCAAAAGGAAAAAAAAAGGAAAAUUUGGAUUUGGAGAAGUGCAAGGAGGCUUGUUCAAAGAAUUGCUCCUGCAAAGCGGCUAUUUUUAAAUAUGGUUCUGAUUCUGCCAGAAGUUAUUGCUACUUGCCAAAUCAGAUAUUUUCACUGAUAAACAAUGAUAGGAGAGGAGUUCAUUAUAACACUACUGUGUAUUUAAAGGUGCAAAAUGCCUCAAAUACGGAAGCAAGAGUUCCUCAGCAGAAAAGGAAAAGCAGGUCGACAAUUAUAUGGUCCAGCCUCGGAGCAUUUUCUGGUUUGUUUCUUGUGAUUGGUGUCAUAGUGUUAUUAGUUUGGAAGAAAAGAAAUGCUGAUGUAGAUGAGGAAGAUUACUUGGAUCAAGUACCAGGAAUGCCCACUCGAUUUUCCUACAAAGAUUUAAAAGCUUUGACAGAGAACUUCUCCAAGGUUCUCGGUGAGGGAGGAUUUGGUUCAGUUUUUGAAGGAACUCUAAAUGAUGGCACCACCAAAAUUGCAGUGAAGCGUCUCAAUGGUUUGGGCCAAGUCAAAAAAUCAUUCUUGGCUGAGGUUGAGUCAAUUGGCAGAAUCCACCAUGUGAACUUGCAGAGAAAGAAGAUCAUCCUCGACAUAGCAAAGGGACUUACAUAUCUUCAUGAAGAUUGCACACAAAAGAUACUCCAUUUAGACAUCAAACCCCAAAACAUUCUCUUAGACAACACGUUUAAUGCGAAAAUCUCUGAUUUCGGGUUGUCUAAACUGAUUGAUCGAGACCAGAGUAAAGUUGUGACAACCAUGAGAGGCACCCCAGGCUAUUUGGCCCCAGAAUGGCUGAGCUCAGUAAUCACAGAAAAGGCAGACGUCUAUAGCUUUGGGGUGGUUGUCCUAGAAUUGUUGUGUGGAAGGAGAAAUGUUGAUCGCUCACAGCCAGAAGAACAGAUGCAUUUAAUAAGACAUUUUGAGAAGAAGGCAGAAGAGAAUCAACUGUCUGAUCUAGUUGAUAAUUGCAGUGAAGAUAUGCAGUUGCAUAAAGCAGAAGUAGUGAGCAUGAUGAAGGUUGCUGCUUGGUGUUUGCAAAAGGAUUAUGCAAUGAGGCCUUCCAUGUCAAUGGUGGUUAAAGUCUUGGAAGGUGUUGCAGAAGUUGAACCUAAUCUAAACUACAACAUUUCCAAUCCAUCAUUCACAACAACAUCAACGCAAGUUACUCAAUUGUUGCCCUUUGUUCUAUCUGGGCCAAGGUGACAGUUCAUUGUUGCUUUUUUCAGUUGUUUUCUAUGCUGUGUGAACUUGCAGGAAAGAGAUUUUAUUUUCUGUUAGUGAACUGGAUAUGUGAAAGUAGGAGGAAUUUUACAGUGCAUAAGGUGCAUAUGUCCACCCACCAUCUAUAGUUUUGUGAAGGAUAGAGCACUUAAUUUAUGUGCUUCGAGAGUCACUCAGGUGAUAUGUUUCUGUUUUGUUUCUAAAUUCUCCCAUUCCUCCCCUUUUCGAAUGAAAGAAUAAGUGAAGUUUGUUAGAA